CUGGUCACACUGGAAUUUUUAAGUAAACUCCAAUUUUAUCUCCGUGGGUUCUGAAGAGCAUUUAAAUAUGACCGAUCCCAGUAACGCUGGCUACAAUAUAACGAAGGAUCCUGCCCUGGCCAAGAGUCGCAUCUUCGUGGGCAACCUGCCAGUAUGCACGCGCGAGGAGCUGGUGAGCAUUUGUCGACCGUACGGCCAAGUCCUCGGCUCAAUGGUCCAGAAAAACUACGGAUUCGUGCAGUUCGAAUCGGAGGAGCUGGCCAAUAAGGCAGCCUCCGCCUUGCACAAGUCGACUUUUAAGCAAAACAUGCUUACCGUACGCAACGCCAGCAUAAAAUCAAAGGCCGCAAACGCAAAUGCCAAAAGGAAUCCGAUGCAGGGAGCUCAAGUCACAGUUCAAGGUGGGAUUGUAAUGUCCGCGGCGGCGGCGGCUGCUGGCCAGCCGCUUAUUAACGAUUGCGAGAUUAUAGUUGUGAAUCGGGAGAAUACCAAAUACGCCGAGUACAUUGAGGAGCGGCUAAGAAAUGGCAAUAUGCGGGUCGAUGUCCUGUUCCCGAACGAGGACGUCAUGCUGGGCAAGGUCCUGGCCAACAUCUCAUCGCGCGGCUGCCUGUAUGCGAUUUUGGUAACGCCCCAGCACGAGGAGCACAACAGCAUCACAGUGAACAUUCUGUACGGCGUGCCCGCCGAGCAUCGCAACAUGCCACUGGAGGACGCCAUCACCCUGGUGGCCACCGACUUUAGACUGAAGAGGCAGCGCGAUUCUGUCGCCCCACCGCCAGUAAGCGCAAUUCACAAGGGACAGCGACGACAUCCCGAUCAAAUGCAGGAACUCCUGGAGAGGCUGGCUGACAAUCAUCCUUUGACUGCCUCACAGUACGAGGUAAUCCUGAAGUAUUUGGAGGGCGAACGCGAGGAGCAACUGAAGCGUGAGGUGGGCGAGGCCAAUGCCCUGGCCAAAUUGAAGGCCCCUGAUCCAGAGAUCGAGCUGCAGAAGAAGAUCCUUAGCAUCAUGAACAAACCGGCGGUUACCGAUAUAAACUGUGAGCUCAUGUAUCCCACUUUCGAAGCCGUCACUGAGGACAAGAGGCUGAUGGAGUUGCUAGGCGACGAACGUGUUUUGGCGGCUUUGGAAAGUGUUUACAACUCGGAUCUCAAGCAGACUAUAGCAGAGUUCCUAUAGAUUAUCUGGGUUUCCUAAAUCUUAGUUUUUAACCACUAAAAUAUUCGUAUCCCUUCAAUAUGAACGAAGUGUAUUUCUAAGUCAAUUUUAGAGUACUGUAGCCCAGUCUUAAUAGACAACAGGAUCUUAAUAAUGUAAGAUCGUGCAAGGCCAGGAUCAGGAUAACCAAAAUUCUUAAAGAUACUUGGCAUUAAAUGAAAGUAAAGCGUCAAGUGACAGCCGGCCAAGAUUGCAAUGCUCCUUGUGCUUUGCACUUGACGCAAAAAGUAUUAAAAA
Messenger RNA from Drosophila rhopaloa, 1459 nucleotides. RefSeq names its product nuclear receptor coactivator 5 (gene Neos). Gene Ontology annotation, molecular function: RNA binding. The record is from RefSeq and is a predicted model, not a curated record. The transcript is spliced from 2 exons. Bases 68 to 1183 code for a protein of 371 amino acids. NCBI's taxonomy places the organism in Eukaryota, Metazoa, Arthropoda, Insecta, Diptera, Drosophilidae.